AAAGAUUCAUGUGAAAACGAAAUAUCGACGAUGGCACCGCAAAAUAAUAAUUAUACAUCAAACCUAGAAGAUUCAGUUGAUUACAAUGUUCCAAGUCCUGAUCAAAACACUGAACCGCAAGUGAAUAAUCGUUCUUCGUCAUCAUCACUGCUUUCUGGAAUCAAGUCAGUAGCCUUUGAUGUGUCUUCUUACUGGGCAAAGAAACUUUACGGUGCUGUACUGUUACCUCGAGACCCACGAGCCUACUACAAACAUUUAUUAGACGUUGCUAGUAAUUAUGAACAAUGGUCUGAAGCAGCAAAAAUUUUGGAUCAGCUCGAAGGGAAAGAUCAAUGGAAAAACGAUGCAAAAUCACCUGACUAUGAUUAUGAUCUGUUGCAACAACGUCUCCAACAAUUUAAAAAAGCGCGUAAAUCUGGCGAUUUAUCACACAUGACAUUUUUAUUAAAAACUUCAUUGGCAAGAAAUUUAGGUGAUAUGGGUCAGCCAAAGUUAUACGCAUAUACACAUAUUGGCACGAAAAAAUUAAUAGAAAGUUAUAUCGCCGAAGUAGUAAAACAAAUGAAUAUCAUAUGUGAUACGGAAUCUGACGAUAUAUCAACCAAAGACAAACUUGAAUUUUUCAUUAACACGAGGCAGUCUUUUGGAAGGACUGCCCUUUUGUUGAGUGGAGGAGCUACAUUUGGGCUUACCCAUAUUGGAGUGAUCAAGUGUCUAUAUGAAUGUAAUCUCUUACCUCGCAUCAUUUCUGGUGCAUCAAGUGGAUCGAUUUUUGCUGCUAUUUUAUGCACAAAGACGGACGAUGAAAUUCCUGAAACUCUGAGAUCACUUAGUUCUUCUGGACAUCAUUUGGAGGUAUUUGAGAGAUCGUCAGAGCCAGAAACAUGGUUAAUGAGAAUAAAUAGGUUUUUCAAGCAAGGCGCGUUCUUCGAUGCUGACAUUUUGAAAGAAUGCAUGCGCCGGAAUAUUCCAGAUAUGACUUUUCAGGAAGCGUUUAACAGAACUAGAAGAAUAUUGAAUAUUACUGUAAGCACUUCUACAGUAUAUGAAAUGCCACGUCUUCUUAACUAUCUGACGGCUCCUGACGUGUUGAUUUGGUCUGCCGUCGCAGCAUCUUGCUCUGUUCCUUGCGUAUAUAAUUCUGUUCAAUUAAUGGCAAAGGAUAAAACGGGUAAAGUAGUACCAUGGAACCCUUCAGGUCAUCGAUGGAUUGAUGGAUCGGUUGAGAAGUGCGUAAAUAUAUUUGACUUGCCAAUGAAUAGACUUUCUGAGCUGUUUAAUGUAAACCAUUUUAUUGUGUGUCAAGUGAAUCCCCAUGUGGUACCAUUUUUACAAAAGAAGCUGAUUCCUUCGCCAGUUAGCCGGUUGAUUGGGUGGUGUUUACUUUUUGCGAUUUCGGAAUUAGAACACAGACUAACUCAGCUGAGUGAAUUUGGUGUUAUGCCGAGCUUAUUGUAUCGAACAAAAGCUAUCAUGUCGCAACGAUAUUAUGGAGAUAUCACGAUUGUCCCAAACAUUUCUUAUACUGAUUUUUUUCGAAUCCUAUCUAAUCCCACUUCUGAGUUGGUUCAAGAGGCUACUUUAAGAGGUGAAAGGGCCACAUGGCCUAUUUAUAGACUUCGUCGUCGUCAACUUGGUGAUUCAUUUCCAACAAGGAACUCCGAAGAACUUUAUGGGUUAGAUUUAGAAACACAGAGAACAGAAUCUACAGAGAGUCAUUCGCAACAGUUGGAUAAUCACGGAAAACAACGUCACAAAGUACAACCGCUUUCGACCACCAAUUCAAUCAGAAAUGAGUCGCAAAAUUCCUCUACCCCUCGUAUUGAGUAA
Messenger RNA from Dentiscutata erythropus, 1830 nucleotides. The record is from the annotation of a GenBank genome assembly. NCBI's taxonomy places the organism in Eukaryota, Fungi, Glomeromycota, Glomeromycetes, Diversisporales, Gigasporaceae.